Molecule: messenger RNA, 1293 nt
Organism: Salvia miltiorrhiza (redroot sage)
Lineage: Eukaryota; Viridiplantae; Streptophyta; Magnoliopsida; Lamiales; Lamiaceae
Exons: 3
Coding region: 1-1293 (430 amino acids)
Molecular function (GO): nucleic acid binding; RNA-DNA hybrid ribonuclease activity
Source: RefSeq, a predicted model, not a curated record
AUGAAGCUCUCGAAAAUCUUUGUGUUGACGUCGCUCUUCUUAUUCAAAGUCGCAGCGCAUCUGGAGGAGGUUGCCGGUGGAGGCGCCAACGAUGAUGGUGUUCCAGGGUCCUCCUUGUUGCGGAGCAUUCUAGUGGGCAGAAAAUUACUUGAAGUUGGCGUGGCUUGGAAGUUGGGUAAUGGAGAACGCAUUCGAAUUGGCAAGGAUCCAUGGUUACCAAAAGGGAAUGGUGGUUUUGAGGUGGCGAAGGUGGCUGAUGAGGCGAAGCUCAUUUCUGUUGCGGAGCUGCUGGAGGAUGAUGGAAGCUCGUGGGAUUUGGGAAAAUUGGAGAAGACGUUGGUUGGAGAGGAUAGGUGGAGAGUGACGGCCCAACUUCGUGGUAACCCCCAAGAGAAUGACAAGCCUUUCUGGCCGGACGGAAAACUCAAUAACUAUUCUGUUAAGGCAGCACUCCCAACAGCAAAAGCUCUUCGAAGCCGGAAUAUUGAUGUGGAUAUUUGGUGUCGUAGAUGUGGCCUUCAUGAGGAAACGUUGGAGCAUGCUCUUAGGGAUUGCGAUUGGGUGGAGGCUUUGUGGUCGGUUUCCCCCCUACGACUCCCACCCAUGUCCGGUGAAUGCUCGAUUAUUGACUGGUUUGAGAAGAUCCAAAGUUGUCCAGAUCAUCAGGUUCAUGCACACUUUGCAUCGCUAGCAUGGAGUAUUUGGUACUCGAGAAAUUUACUCAUUUUUCAGCAAAAGGAAAUCUCCCACCUGGAGUGUUUGGUGAUUGCAAAUCAAGCGUGUUGGAAGCCCCCUCUGCGUGCGAGUACCCAACAUCCACAAGCGGUCACUGUUACUUGUGAUAGAGAAGGACAACGGAAGAUUUCGUGUGAUGUGGCGUGGAAUGGAGGGAAUGGGAUUGGGAUUGGUGUGGUGAUGACAACGGAGGAUGGUGGUGUGGUGGGAUGCAGGUACGGAUUCAUUCAUGGGAAUUUCUCGGUGCUGGAAGGGGAAGCUUUGGCACAUCUUGAAGGCAUGCAUUUAGGUCGGGAAAACAGAGUUGAAGACGUUAUCUUCGAAACUGACAGACAAUCCCUUUAUUGGUUGUUACUUAAGCGAGAGGAAGAUCUUUCCUACUUGAGAAACACGCUGCGAGAUAUCAACAGGGAGAUGGAUUCUUUUAGCCACGCAAUGCUCAGCUGGACGCCCAGAUAUGGAAACAUUGUUGCUGACAAGCUUGCUUCUUUUGCUUUAUGUAAUUUUUCUUCUCUUUCGUCUGCUUUGGUUCUACCUUUUGAUGUAAACAUUCUUUGA